AAUAGGGCGGCAGUUAUGCGUGAAAUGGGAAGGUGGCGACACUGGGAAAUUGGGACGCCCUCAGCAGCAGUAGCGACCUCGUAUUCAUGGAGAUUUUUCCUCCUCCUUUUCUGUAUUUCUCUGCCUUUCCUAAGGUGGUGGCGGUGGCGGCGGCGGCAGCAGCAACAGCGGAAGUGACGGUCAGUGUGGGGUGCUUGUCGUUGGGGGAAGAUGCCGACUGUGGCUGUUCUAGGCAAACCAGAAGGUAAACAACUGUGACAGGGAAAGGAGAGACAGGGAUUCUGGGAGAGGGACGAAGUAGGGCCCGGCAAAAGCCAGUGCCCUGACGUUACCACCGAAAGAGGCUUUUCUCACGAACGCGUUGACGAAGAGAGAUCCUAGGCACAACACCUCAGUUGCAAUGUCCAUCUACUUCAGCCCCACUGUGAGACUCUCCUCUAUCGUUAGGUCCCCAAAAGACCUCCCAUCUUCAUAGGGUCAGCGGGAAGAACUGACUUCAGCGCUGCCGAGAGCCGACUGGGAAGAUUGCAGAUGGCAAUCACAUGUUUCUGGGAUGCUGGAACCAUUGUAAAUACAUGGCGGCUACCAAGAGCCUGAAUUUUGAUCACCUGAUUGGAUGCUGUGACAGUCAUAAAUGCGAGGAUCACUUGUAUGCUACUGUGUUUCAUAGGAGUUGCUAGUUUCUAUCUUUGAUUUACAAAAUGGAUUAUGUACCUGCAUGAAGAUUCUCAAUAGCAACUACUGCCAGAGCUUCUUAAGGUGAUUCAUGGCAGGGGACGUGGAAGGGUUUAGUUCCUCCAUCCAUGACACCAGCAUCUCAGCAGGGUUCAGAACACUGUAUGAGGAGGGAUUACUGCUUGAUGUCACUCUUGUCAUUGAGGAUCACCAAUUUCAAGCUCAUAAAGCACUUCUUGCUACUCAAAGUGAUUACUUCAGGAUUAUGUUUACUGCUGAUAUGAGGGAACGAGAUCAGGACAAAAUCCACUUAAAAGGACUGACAGCAACAGGCUUCAGCCACGUUCUCCAGUUCAUGUACUAUGGAACUAUUGAACUGAGCAUGAGCACUGUUCAUGAGAUCCUGCAGGCUGCCAUGUAUGUUCAACUUAUUGAAGUAGUGAAGUUCUGCUGCUCCUUUCUUUUAGCAAAAAUAUGUUUGGAAAACUGUGCAGAAAUUAUGAGACUUUUAGAUGACUUUGGUGUAAACAUUGAAGGAGUAAGAGAAAAACUGGAUUCCUUUUUAUUAGAAAAUUUUGUGCCUCUCAUGGCCAGACCUGAUUUUUUGUCCUGUCUCAGUUUUGAAAAGCUUAUGACUUAUUUGGAUAAUGAUCAUCUGAGCAGAUUCCCAGAGAUAGAACUCUAUGAGGCUGUUCAGACUUGGCUGCGGCAUGAUAGAAGACGCUGGAGACAUACUGACACCAUCAUUCAGAAUAUCAGGUUUUGUUUGAUGACACCAUCCAGUGUUUUUGAAAAGGUGAAAACUUCAGAAUUUUAUCGUUAUUCCAGACAAUUGCGGCAUGAAGUGGAACAGGCUAUGAAUUACUUCCAUAGUGUGCAUCAACAACCUUUGAUGGAAAUUAAAUCAAAUCGCAUUCGUUCUGCCAAACCCCAGACUGCAGUAUUUAGAGGAAUGAUAGGACACAGCAUGGGUGGCUGGCAGCGGAAGGAUCCUGUAUCCCUUGAAAUUUUGUUGAACCCAACCUCAGUCAGCAAGGCCAGUUGGCAAAAUUUGGAGUUCCCACCUCUGGACAAUAAGAUGUUGUUAAAAGCACUCUCUAAAUAUGUGGACACAUGUCUGAAAAUGAGUGAUAUCCCUCAAUCUGAAUAGAACUUUGAAUUGACACUGAACUUUCAUUAUCUCUUUAAAGUAAUUUGGAAAUGUGAAAAAUAAUAGCUGACAAUUUGAAACUUGUUGACUCUAGGCAGACUGCUGAAAUGGUUUCAUGAGAUUCAAUGCCCAUGUAAAACAUAAAGAUAUAAGCUGCACAAUUUUAUUUUAGCAUUUUGGGAACCUCUAUAUAACAACAUGCUAUAUUCUUGGAAUUUAUGCAUGUGAUAAGUUCCCAAUUUUUGUUGUUAAACAGCAACAUACUUGACUGAAGCAAAUAUAUAAUUGUUCUUUCCAAGCUUUUCUCUCUGAAAGCUAAAUUAAUGGGGCAAUAUUACUUUGUGAUUAUCUCAAAGAUCAAAAGUAUAAAUUACCCCUGUAAUAAUAUGCUAUGUUUACUGAGAUGUUAUUAAAAAUGGUAGGCCAAAUUUUCUCAUUAGUUACUUGCACACAGACAAAUUUGAAUGUUCAUAAAUUGCAUAUGUUUCUGAAAAAAGCAUCAUACUACACAAAAUCAAAUGCAUGUUAAAUCAAAAGUGAUCCUCUUGUUUGUGUAACUUAUGUUUACUACUUUUAAUGUACACAUUGGACAGUUAUUAACCUUAUUAAGAUGCAACCAAAGCUUAAUUCUGUAACUGACAACAUAAUAAGAUAAGAGAAUGUAUUUGCUAGGGAAAAUAUAGCAGAAAAAAUUAUUUUGUUCUGUUUUAAGACAAACUACCCUGCUGGGAUUCAGUUUUGAAGGCAUAUCAGUUGGUAUAUACUGGCAGUAGUUCCUGAAUGAAUAAAAGAAUUCUGAUCUUUUAUUCAUAAAAUAAAAGCAGCAUACUAAUGUUUAUAUAUACACAUUCAUCCAUUAUUUCUCCUAUUUUCCUAUAGACCUAUCCAUUUUUAUAUUAGUAUAUAAAAUAUAAUAUAUAAACAGGAAAUUGUAAAUGAGCUUAAUUCACAGCAUGUUUCAAAAUGUGACUUAUAACUUCUCACAUCCCAUUUUAAGAACUUGUGUUGCCACAGGAACAUAAUCUCUCAAAAUAAGUAUAGAGUUUUUCAGUAACUUGAAUUUUUGCUCACCAUAAAAUUUACUUCUAUUUAGCCUAUUCAUUAGACUAAAAUUAACUAAUUCUAGAAGUGUUUGUGAUAGGAUAAGGUCAGAUAAAAAUGGAAGUGAAUUUUUUCCAAGUACGUUAAAGAGCCAUUUUUGUAUAAUGUUAAUUAUUAAACACUUAGUAUUGCUGCUUCACUAUGGUUGUUAUGAGAUCAAAAACUUCUGGCUAUAGAGAAUGAGAGUUUUUGUUUACAUCUAACUUGGGGGGAAUCAUUAGCUUAGGUUUAAGCAAUGGUUUACCUGCCUGGCUUUCAAGUAAUAUUUGAAUAUUGAUAGCUUUAAUCUCUUGUAAAGUUAAUUUGAUAGACCCGUUUAUAGAGAUUCCCAGUCAUUCAGGUCAUGGUUGUCUCAAAGGUGCUUUUUUCAAUACUUGUCCAAUUGCCUCUUGGGGGAAAAAAAAACACCUUUGGGAGAAUUUGACAGUCCCCUUGCAAUUGUAUCUCAAAGGGCUUUUAAGGCCAAGGUCUUCACUACUAAUGUAGAAAAUGUUUUUUUUUAAUAAAGUGUAUCAAUAUGUGUCUAUCCAUGCAGACAGACACAUAUUGAUAAAUGUUGAUAAAUUAAAGGCAAUUUUACUCUAGGAGUGCUUUUAAAACAGAAUCCUCCACAGCCAAGUUUAUAUGCUAUGUAGUCUGAUCAAUACCUAAAUCAUCCUGGGUAUCAUAUAGAAGAGUUUUAAAAAAUAAUUUACCACUGAGACAAUAGUAAAAUUAUGAAAUAUAUUAAUAGAUAUAGCAAUAGCACUUAUAUAUACCACUACACAGUGCUUUACAGUCGUCUCUAAGUGGU
Thamnophis elegans (Western terrestrial garter snake) is the source of this 3719-nucleotide messenger RNA. RefSeq names its product kelch like family member 15 (gene KLHL15). The transcript has 6 exons. Bases 767 to 1825 code for a protein of 352 amino acids. Gene Ontology annotation, molecular function: protein binding. Lineage: Eukaryota; Metazoa; Chordata; Lepidosauria; Squamata; Natricidae. Gene Ontology annotation, cellular component: Cul3-RING ubiquitin ligase complex; nucleus. The record is from RefSeq and is a predicted model, not a curated record. Gene Ontology annotation, biological process: protein ubiquitination; nuclear protein quality control by the ubiquitin-proteasome system.